Molecule: messenger RNA, 713 nt
Organism: Ectocarpus siliculosus
Lineage: Eukaryota; Phaeophyceae; Ectocarpales; Ectocarpaceae
Source: the annotation of a GenBank genome assembly
ACAGCAGUGGCUAGCACAUCAUGGCAGACUUCGGCGAGCUCGACCCCUCCCUCAAGAACCUUGUGGACCAGGAGAGCUUGCAAUGGAUAUUCGUCGGGGGGAAGGGGGGCGUGGGAAAGACUACCACGUCCUGUUGUGUGGCGGCUCAGAUGUCGAAGGCGCGAGAAAGUGUGCUCAUCAUCUCCACGGACCCGGCUCACAACCUUAGUGAUGCUUUCGGGCAAAAGUUCACCAAGGACCCGACCCUCGUGAACGGCUUCGACAACCUCUACUGCAUGGAGGUGGAGCCCACGGUAGACAUGGACGAGCUGGCGGUGACGGACGGGAUGAGCCAGGACGCUGCGGACGGCAUCAAGGGCAUGUUCCCGGACAUGUCGAACUCCAUGCCCGGGGUAGUCGAGGCCAUGUCGUUCGCUGUGCUCAUGAAGAUAGUGCAGAACAUGACCUUCUCUCCCUCCCGUCUGCCCGCCCCCCCCCCCCCCCCCAGCAUGUUUUCGGACAUGUCGAAAUCCCUCCCGGGGGUCCAACAAGGCCUGUCGUUCCCCCAACUCCUGAAAAAGGGGGAAAAAAUGAACUUUAGCUGCCUCGUCUUCCAAACGGGGCCCACGGGAAACACCCUCCGGGUGGUCUCCUUUCCGAACAUUAUGGACAAAGGGCUGUCCAAACUGAAGGAACUCAAAAAAAAGUUCUCCCGCCUCUUUUUUCCAUUUGGG